GCGCUCGCAGGCGCGCUGAGCGAAAAAAUAUCAUAUAUGUAGCUGGCAAGCCAACAACAGACCACCGAGCCAGUAUUCAGGAUUCAGAUUGUUGUACGUGUAACUGGUCGUGUUCCGAUCCUGCAGCUACCUCACAGCUCAAACGUUUGAUUUACCGGGUUCGUGUUUGAAAUCCACCCUGGAGGGACAGCGAAGUACCGGGAGGAAGAGCACGGAUUUACGGACUGUCCGCUCCUGUACUGAAACUGGACAGCCAUGGGAGCUGUUCUGGCGGCCUUUUCCUUCGCAAGUUGGGUGCCAUGCCUGUGCAGCAGUGCAACAUGUCUGAUGUGCAGCUGCUGUCCGAGCAGCAGAAACUCUACUGUGACCAGGAUCAUUUAUGCUUUCAUCUUGCUGCUGGGGACCAUCGUUGCUUGCAUCAUGCUCUCGCCGGGUGUGGAUGCGCAGCUCCAAAGGAUCCCAGGCUUCUGUAAACAAGGAGCAGGCUCUUCUAUCCCCGGCCUACAGGCUGAUGUCAACUGUGAAAUGUUUGUGGGCUACAAGGCAGUGUACCGUGUCUGUUUUGGCAUGAGUAUAUGGUUCCUGGGAUUUUCCAUCCUUAUGAUCAACAUCAAGAAUAGCAGAGACCCCCGCGCUGCCAUCCACAAUGGAUUUUGGUUCUUCAAGUUUGCUGCCUUGGUUGCACUUACAGUCGGUGCCUUUUACAUUCCAGAUGGGCCUUUUACCUACACGUGGUUUGUUGUGGGCUCCGGUGGGGCUUUCUUUUUCAUUCUGAUCCAGCUGGUGCUUCUUGUGGACUUUGCACACUCCUGGAAUGAGUCCUGGGUAGAAAAGAUGGAGACCAGCAACUCCAGGGUCUGGUAUGCAGCUUUGUUGGCAGUAACAGCCCUCAACUACAUCCUGUCAUUUUCUGCUGUGGUGCUGUUCUUCAUCUUCUACACCAAGCCUGAUGGAUGCUUCAUUAACAAGUUCUUCAUCAGCUUCAACAUGUUGUUCUGCAUUGUGGCCUCUGUUGUCUCUGUUCUGCACAAAGUACAGGAGUCUCAGCCACGUUCAGGUCUUCUACAGUCCUCUGUCAUCACCCUGUACACCAUGUUUCUUACCUGGUCUGCCAUGAACAAUGAGCCUGACCGAGCAUGUAACCCUAGUCUGCUGAGUAUCUUCCAGCAGAUCACGGCCCCCACACUGGCCCCUCUGGAGAUGGAGAAUCAGACAGCAGUGGUGAUCAUUGGUACAGAGGAACCUGUCCUAACAUCCCCGUACCUGCAGUGGUGGGAUGCUGAGAGUAUUGUGGGGCUUGUCAUAUUUGUCCUGUGCAUUCUAUAUUCCAGCAUUCGUUCAUCCAGCACCAGUCAGGUGAACAAGCUAACCAUGGCCUCCAAAGACUCAGCCAUCUUGGCUGAGGGCGGCAGCAGCCCCGACGUAUCAGAGGAGUCAGCAGGGCCCAGGCGGGUGCAGGACAAUGAGCGGGACAUGGUUCAGUACAGCUACUGCUUCUUCCACUUUAUGCUCUUCUUGGCCUCACUCUACAUCAUGAUGACCCUCACCAACUGGUAUAGCCCUGAUGCCGACUACACCAUAACUAGCAAGUGGCCUGCAGUGUGGGUGAAGAUCACCUCCAGCUGGGUGUGUUUGGCCUUGUACAUCUGGACCCUGGUGGCCCCCAUGAUCCUCACCAACCGAGACUUCAGCUGAUAAGUAACUCUGACUCCACUUUAUCGUCCACAAACCUCUUCUCCACUUCUCUUAUUUUUUUACAGAUACUAUGGCCAUAUUGCCUACAUAUUACUGUAAGAAUGUACUCACAAUUUAUACUUUCUGGUGGAGGUUCAUGGUGUGGUUAGGGGUGCCAUAAAAGCUGCUUCAGGUACAGGUAGUUACUGUAGUCUUUUUAUACCAGUCAGUAGCAGCUGCUCAUUAAUUAGAAGUCCAUGAGGAUCAGAUGUUUUUUUUAUAACACACCUCGAAGAAAGUCAUUCCAUUUUAUGUUUUUUUUUUUUAUUUCUGCUGGAGCAAGAAAAAUGUUAUUCUAAUUUAAUCAAAUACAUUUUCUUUGUUUUCUCAUUGCUUAAACAUAAAUAUUCCAUUACAACCAUCCUCAUCACAGGUUUUAAUAAAGAGGGUUGUUUGUGAACUGCACACAGUAGUAAACUGAUAUAGUGUGCUGCUGUGCAUUCCAAUGCCUUAUAUGUCUGGUAAAGGUUUGAGAUGUUUGAAUGUAUCAGGAGUAAUAAUAAGUACAUGAGCACAGUAAAACAUUGCCGAUAAACAUGACACAUUUCCACAAUAUGACUCAAAGUCAGUUUAAGUUUCUGCCAAAUAUUUAUGACCAAGAUAUUCAUUGUAAAGGUGUCUUUAAGAUGUGAGUUAAAUUUCAGUUUGUAACAUGAAACCAUAAACUGCACUGAACACAAAUACAGUCCAAACAUUUGGUUAAAUCUCAUAUUUCUGCAUCACUGUAUGAAACCAAAUAGAUUUUGCUUAUAAUGAACGUUUCUUUCUUUUCUAAUUAAAAAAAUAUGUUUUGUGAGAAAUGUCAAUGUUAAUUAAAUAACUAAAUGUAUUUAAGAAUAUUAAUGUGAUUGACCAAAGUGGCUGACUGUAGCCACUGGAUGAGCACUCAGCAGUGCUUCUGCAGUUUGAAUUUAUUUCAAGAUUUACUUUAUUCAUUUUUCACAACAGUGACUUAAUGCGCAAAACUCAUAACACAAAUAAACGAGCCUGCUCAUCAUGCACCAUGUUUAUCAGAGCAACAUUUUAUAUCAACAAUGAAAUGUAAACAUUGUCGCAAUGUUCGAACAAUCAUUAUCAAUGCAGUGGAUGUUUCCUUUUUUUUACAUUUUACUUUUUUGUGUGGGUCAUCUGUAAAUGCAAGAAUUUAGCAGGGCAGUUUGGCUUCUUGUGAGUCUGUCUGUGCACUGAGCUCAUGAUUUACAACAAUCAUGCAAAUACCUUAAAGAAUAAAGGCAGAUUUACAACUCAGAUUUUAUCAUGAUUUAAUCAUCUGUCUUAUGAUUCUGACUGUGGAAGCUGGAGACUGCAACAACACAUUAAAAAUAGUUUGCCGUAGUUUACUGAUGCAUUAAAAAUGAGUCAAUAUUACUUUUUUGUCUCCACUAGGUCCUGAUUAUUAUCUGGCUCUUUAGCUGCUAAAUGCAGCUGGUUUCUGACUGAGUCUGUCUAAACCUGUCAAUAGCCUGACUACUGACCAAUCAGAUCAAGGGAAAAACUGAUUUGUCUACAGGAUCCUCACAGGGACACAAGAGUUUACAAUAAAGCAAUAAAGCAAGAAAGCAUCAAGUAUUUUUAUAGAUCGAGUGGAAUGUUUUUUCUGUUGGAGGUUUUCAAUGUGUUCACUCUGGUUUUAAACAGAGGGAGAGUUUAUCAAUAAACAAUCAUAAAUAUUCCAGCUUCAUCUGAAGUGAACAAAGAUUCUUUGAUUGACAGAAUUCCUGACUGAGGAACACGAGGACUCUGUGACCAUGAUUGUUCAUUCAAACUAAACACUGAUGUUUUUAUUAGUAAAAUGAUCUACACACUUAAAUUUUUCAUCUGAUAAAUUAACAGUUCAGUCAGAUUGACCUCAUCAGACAUGAACUGCUUCUCUCCUCUUUGCUUUGGCAGCAGAAACCCUCUGACAUAACUUUUUUCCUGUUUCAUAUGUUCAUA
This is a messenger RNA of Toxotes jaculatrix (banded archerfish), 3669 nucleotides long. It is a transcript of the gene serinc3, whose product is annotated as serine incorporator 1. Lineage: Eukaryota; Metazoa; Chordata; Actinopteri; Toxotidae. The record is from RefSeq and is a predicted model, not a curated record. The coding region runs from base 256 to 1695 and encodes 479 amino acids. Gene Ontology annotation, cellular component: membrane. The transcript has 10 exons.